Tympanuchus pallidicinctus (lesser prairie-chicken) is the source of this 4038-nucleotide messenger RNA. RefSeq names its product ring finger protein 149 (gene RNF149). The record is from RefSeq and is a predicted model, not a curated record. NCBI's taxonomy places the organism in Eukaryota, Metazoa, Chordata, Aves, Galliformes, Phasianidae.
AUGGGCGCGUGCGCGGGCGGCAGGCCCUGCCUCCGCCUCGCCAUUAGCGGUGCCGGCGGCUCGGCUCCGCCCGGGGCGGGGAGCGGGCGGCGGGAGGGCUCACCUGAGCGGCGGCGGCGGGGCCAGAGCCGGAGCCGGGUGCGGGGCCGAGCGAGGCGAGAGCAGGGGGCCUCCCUUUGUAUUUUCUCCUCGUCUUCGUUCUUUCGUCUCUCUGCGCUGCGUCCCGUUGAGCCGUCCCGGCGUGGCGGCGGCGGCCGGGCCAUGGUGCGGCGCGCCCGGCUGGCGCUGGUGGCGGCGGCGCUGGUGGCGCUGGGGGCGCCGGGCGGGCAGGGAGCCCGGGCGCUGGAGUGGUACACGGCGUGGGUGAGCACGAGCUACGUGGAGCCUGUAAGCAACCGCACGGUGCGGGGCAACACGGAGAGCGGCCGCUACGGGGACAGCUCGCCCAAGGAGGGCGCGCAGGGCCACGUGGGCAUCCCCCGAGGCGCCUCGCCCCGCCACAUGGAGGGCUGCGCCGCCGACACUGACUACGACGUGCCGCUGCCCGCCGGCGGCCGCCCGGCGCCCGACGGAGACCCGCCGCCGUGGAUCGCGCUGGUGGCCCGCGGCGGCUGCACGUUCAAGGACAAGAUCACCAACGCGGCCAGGAAGCGGGCGACGGCCGUGGUCAUCUACAACGAGGCCCGUUUCGGGAACAGCACCGUCUCCAUGUCCCACCUCGGAACAGGAAAUACAGUGGUGAUAAUGGUUGGUUAUCCGAAAGGAAUAGAGAUACUGGAGCCAGUACGAAGAGGCAUUCCAGUAAGAAUGACCAUUGGCGUUGGCACGCGUCACGUGCAGGAAUACAUCAGCGGUCAGUCGGUUGUGUUUGUUGCCAUUGCCUUCAUCACCAUGAUGAUUAUAUCGCUUGCUUGGCUGAUCUUUUACUAUAUCCAACGUUUCCUGUACACAGGAUCACAGUUUGGAAACCAGGGACAUAGGAAAGAAACCAAGAAAGCAAUCAGCCAGCUUCAACUGCAUACUGUGAAACGUGGAGACAAGGGUCUAGAUGUUGAUGUGGAAAACUGUGCUGUGUGCAUUGAGAACUACAAACUGAAAGAUACUGUCCGAAUUCUGCCAUGCAAACACAUCUUCCAUAGAACAUGCAUUGACCCUUGGCUUUUGGAUCACCGAACUUGUCCGAUGUGUAAACUGGAUGUUAUCAAAGCUUUGGGAUACUGGGGGGACCCUGAAGAUGCACUAGAAGUUCCAAUACCUGAAUCAAUAAGUGGCAGUGUGUCAGUUGGAAGUCUGAGUAUUGCUUUACAAGAAGAUGAGAGAAAUGAAGUAAGCGAACUGUCAGCUUCCUCCACCAGUGAAUCUGUAUUGCAGUGUACCAGUUUAAAAGAGGAUGCAGGUGAAACCACAGCGUUACUUGAUGUGGAUGUCAGUAAUAACCGGCAUGGAGAGCAUCUAUCUAAUGGAAAUUCCCACUGAGCUGCUUCAUGGAAGAUACCUUGGAUAGGUUGUCGAAGAACUAUUUUUUAUUUAAGUAGUAUGAACUUUUGUCUGGUUAAUGGAAAAAUAACAAUGUAAAUUAUUUUACCUUUCAAACUUUUCUAGCUGGUGUUCCAAAAGGGCUAAUAACUAAAAAUUUUGUACGCAAGAGGAUUUUAUAAAACUUCCUCUGGAUGUCUCAUCCUAUAAAAAGAUGCAAUAACCCUUUUUCUGUAAGCAUUAUUACAAUGUCAUUGUGUUUCAGAGGGCUGUAACAAGAUGAAGACAAGGCAGCGAGACAAUGUAGAAUGUCUAAUGGAUAAAUAUUUUGGAAGCACUACUCGUGUUCAGCAUGUAUAUAUGGAGAACACUUACAAGACUACCAUGAUUAAAAUGUUUUGAAAGUUCUGUUGUAAUUGGAGAUGGACAUUGUUAAAAAAGAAGACACAAUCUAGUCUUUGAAGGAACCAACUUAAUGGGUAUAUUACAUAUCCGCUUGGAUGAAAAAAUUAGUAGUUGCAACUUUCUGUACAUAUAAUAAAUAAUAAUUUGAUCUUGUAACGUGUUCCACUGAGAGCAAAAGGGGACUCUGUCUCACUAGCUUUUCAUACUGAAUUUGGCAGCAAUAGGUUGUGCUAAGUGGUCUUCACGUGCUGAGCAUGUAGACUUAUUUAGGUAUAUGCACACUGAUUACCUCUUCCAAUCUUAAACUCAGUAGAACAGAGGUAAAGGGCUAACUAUAGCUAAAACGUAUUUAUUAGUCUAUUUAUAAGACUUAAUUCCUUCUUAUUCCUGCUCCCAUCUUUAUGUGCAAAUUGAAACUGUUUCUUAGGACCUACAAACACCUUUUCUUUGUGUAGAGAUGCUAGAAUUCUCCUCCUGGAGAUUCCAUAAUAGGGGGUUUUGACGGGGUUUGUCACCACCUUGCAUCCCUUUCUUUCAGAUUAGCAGUACUGUGCCUUAUAGUCAAACACCUGUGAAACCUGAAGCAUCCGAGAGUAAAUAUAAACCCUGACAUCUCCCAGUAUGACCUCUUAUAUUUAUGUACUCUUAAGCGGUAUAGGGAAUUGCUAAGCUGUUUUGUAAAGGAAUAUGUAUAUUUAAAACACUACUUAAUAAGGGUAUACAUGAAUCGCUUAGGAUUUUAGCAUUGUCGUGUUAUAAACGUGCUAUGUUCCUUAAUUUUGGGUAAAGCUGGUCUUACAGGUUGCUUAAAACGGUGUCUGUUACCAGACAUUUGUUUCAGAAUGCAUUUAGUUUUUAAAAUGUACAUUUGGAAUGUUUUUAUGAAAAUAUGCAAUUCUUUUUCUAACUUACAUUGAGCUUCAAUAGAAGCAAUAACUUUUCUUAAGUUUAGAAUGAAUGUUCCAGAAAUGAGAGAUUUCAUCUGGGGAAACACAGUCUGAACUUCUACUUUGCAGAGCAGAUGUUUCAUCCUAAAUUUACUUCAAAAUGUUCCUGUUAAUGCUUGCUUGUUGACAAUAAUCUGCCUCUUCCUUGUAGGAGUGUAAUUUUUAGGUUUACUGGAAAAUUGUCAGGUUGUAGUUCUGAUGUCACCAGCAGGUGCAAGUUUUUGUGAUGCCUUUAUCUUACAAGAAGCACAUGAGAAUGGAAUAUGACUGACCAAGCAUCUCCAAAACUGAACAAAUAAAAAAACAGCCCACAACUAAAACAGACAAUAUAUAGGGACGUUUGUCUCCAAAAGAAGCCUAUCAACAUUUCCAGAACUGCCUUUUCAACUAUCUCUUCAACGUUAUAAACUAAGUCUUCUCCCUCUUCCUUAACACAAAAUUGAACAUUGUUUCUGUUAGUAAAUGUUGAGAGGGUUUAAACUCUAGCUCAUGGAGGAACCAAGAGGAAUUACCAAGAGAAGUCUUGUUAAUCUGUGGAUUGUAUCUUGCUGAUAUCUGCAGUGCAGUAUUCAUGCUGGAGGGGAGAAUUAUGGUGAUACAUGAAGAUUUGGGAAUUGGAAUCGUCGAUUAAAAAUGCACAAAUCAAGCUGGUGGCUUUUGUUUUUGUUCAGUAUGGGUCCUAAUAUCUCUCCUCGGAUAUCCUGCUGCAUUGCAAAACUCGAUUUGAAAAAGUUUAAGAGUAGAAUAUCUCUACGAUUGCAUGUGUUUGUGUGAAGAAUGCAUUGCCUGGAAGCUGUUCAUUUUACUUCCAUUGGACCUGAAACUAGUUUUCACCAUCUGAAACACGGUAAUGAUACUGUAUUUUUAAAUGAGCAUAUCCUUCUGAAUUGACAACAGCAGAGUAAUUUGAGUUUCCAUCAUGUCAUUAGUUUGAAGCUGAAGUCCAAAACUUUGAAUUCACUUCUGCUAGAAACACAAGUGCAGAUAACCACUUCAACUUGCUGGUCUUUGUCAACAACUACAGACAAUCAGCUCUUAUGGUAGCCUUGUACUAACUUGGUUGCGUUGAUUGAUUGGAUUAAGCACCAAACUGUUGGUUUUCCCAUUGUGUGUGUACAACUAUAAGAAUGUCAAGUUAUGCAUUGUUGAUGUAACUUAAUGGCUAAAAGCUAAAUUCCGUAAUAAAUUAUACAGACCUUUUAAAAAGCAA